AUGAAGCGUCGCGGAUGGCGCGUCGGCGAGCUCACCGAGCUCCCGCCGGCGCCGCCGGGCGAGAUCGCGCUCUGGGGGGACAAUCUCGACCGAGGCAGGCGCGUGCGGGUGCUGGUGCGACAGCGACGAGGGCGCGGCGAGGCGGCGUAUCGAUGGAUCGACGAGGAGCAAGUGUUCGCGGUGAUGCUGCACGAGCUGACGCACGUGGAGAUCGGACCGCACGACGCGACGUUCUACGCGCUGCUGCGAACGCUCGAGCGCGAGGCGGCGGUGAUGAUGGCGAGCGAUUUCGUGGUGUGCGGACGGUGCGUGGGCGGGGACGGCGGCGCGAGACGCGCGCGGUCGCCGCGGACGAACGCGCGAGACGCGGCGGCGAGACGCGCGCGACUCGCCGAGGUCGGUCUGCGCGGCGGCGGACGGCGAUUGGGAGGGACGGCGCGUGAUGAGAGUCGGUUGUUGGCGGCGCCUGGGGGGGACGAUGCGGUGGUGGUGUUGGACGCGGAGGCGGACGACGACGCGCCCAUCGUUCUCGACUGA
Molecule: messenger RNA, 537 nt
Organism: Ostreococcus lucimarinus CCE9901
Lineage: Eukaryota; Viridiplantae; Chlorophyta; Mamiellophyceae; Mamiellales; Bathycoccaceae
Exons: 1
Coding region: 1-537 (178 amino acids)
Source: RefSeq, a predicted model, not a curated record